GUGCAUAGGUUCUAAAUGAAACAGCUGUGUAGGCUAGCUCCUCUGGAGUUGUUUAGACCUGAUAUGUAAAUCCCAUGGUUGCCGUCAGAAUAUUCUAAAUAUGUCACAUCUAUAUUGAAAACAUAAACUAGAACUGAAAUAAUAUUAACAGAAGGGAAGUAAUCCUUUAAUUAUUCCAUUGCCAAUUUCAAAUGCAGUCCGCGAAAUCUUAGAAAUGAGUGCAUUUAAUAGGCUAAAAGAAAAACAGAAGCGCUUGAGCAUUUCACACGGCAGACAAUUUCAAUUUAGACAGUUACAUGUUGGAUUUCUAUGGUGUAAUAACCGGAAAAACUUUAAUGACGUCAGACAAAACCGGAAAGGUUAUGGACCUGUCGAAACUGAAACUCCUAGAACUGACGGCUGGAGUAAUUACACUGGCAAAUGGGUAUGGAAUUGAAAUAGCUUUGGAAGUAAGCGAGACAUGAAACAACAUUAAGGAAAUCUAGAGAAUAACGUAAACCCCUGCUUAAUAAUAACGUACGACUAGGUGGCGGAUAAAUAGCAGAUUUAGGCCUGAAUUGUAAUCGUCUCUAGCUAGCUAGUGAGCUAACAAAUAGUUAAGUUGACGUUGUAACAGCUAGCAAGCCAGCAUGCUAAUGAGAGCAAAGAAUACUUUAUAAGUUAGUGCACUGUCGGUACAAGUAAGGAAUGUCAGCUAAAUUUCUUUAAAAGCAAGAAAGUCGUCAGACAGUUAGACGUGUGAGGAAAAACAGCAGUUACCCGAGAGAUUAAGGUUUAUAGCUAACAUUAUUGCUAUUACCUUGCUGGAGUAAAGCACCUUGGACCAGUUGAAAACAUAGCUAGCUAACCUUACUUGUGUUGACGGUAAAUAAUCAAAGUGACGUCGAGUAUUAAGAGCAUUAACGUUAGCUAAUUUGCCAAACAAACGAUUUAAUUGCAUGCAACUAAGUGAGUACGGAUGUCGAGAACUGAACUGCCGAGUGUCAGCUAUUGAGCCAACCAGAAAAACACGACUGAGAUCAGCUUGCAAACUAUUUAACGUUAGAUACAUGUGGUUUGUUAGCUAAACUAUAGUAAAAAUAGUGGGGAGUAACUAGUUCGCGUGUUUGUAGUUCGCUUGCUACUCUUGUUAGUUAAUUUCGUUUUGGGCUGCUCGAUCUUCUCCGGUUUUGCAAUGCCGCUGAUGUUCUUGGAGAGGUUUCCGUGGCCCAGUUUGCAGACCUACACGGCUCUGAGCGCUGUCUUGCUCGUCGGGAGUGUUCUGAGCGUCUAUACCACUGUGACUGAACCGAGUUUCGCCACGGAGACAGACGAGUCCGUAGAAACCCACGAUGAAGAAGCGGAAUCUCAAUUUUUCGACCUCGGUAAUGGAGUGGCCACCAAGGUGCUCCAGCACCUCGUGUCUGACAACUUCUACGUUUGGGUGCUGGUGAAUACAGCUUGUUGUUGCCUGAUGCUAAUUGCUAAGACGAUCCAGUGCAUUGUGUUUGGACCCCUUAGAGUCAGCGAAAAACAGCACCUGAAGGACAAGUUCUGGAACUUCAUCUUCUACAAGUUCAUAUUCAUCUUCGGGGUACUGAACGUGCAGACCGUGGGCGAGGUGGUCACGUGGUGCCUGUGGUUCUCCGUGCUCGUCUUCCUGCACCUCAUGGUCCAGCUCUGCAAGGACCGCUUUGAAUAUCUCUCCUUCUCCCCCACCACGCCGAUGAGCAGCCACGUGCGCGUGCUGUCCCUGCUGGUGUCCAUGCUGCUGUGCUGCUGCGGCCUGGCGCUGGUCUGCGGGAUGGCGGGCCGGCCGCACGGGAUGCACACCGUGUCCUUCAUGGCCGCCGAGUGCCUGCUGGUGACCGUGCGCACAGGCCAUGUCAUCAUGCGGUACACCAUCCACCUGUGGGACCUGAACCACGAAGGCACCUGGGAGAGCAAGGGCACCUACGUGUACUACACGGACUUCGUCAUGGAGCUGGUGCUGCUGUCGCUGGACCUCAUGCACCACAUCCACAUGCUGCUCUACGGCAACAUCUGGCUCUCCAUGGCGAGCUUGGUGAUCUUCAUGCAGCUGCGCUACCUCUUCCACGAAGUGCAGCGCCGCAUCCGCCGCCACAAGAACUACCUGCGCGUCAUCGACAACAUGGAGGCCAGGUUUGCGGUGGCCACCCCGGAGGAGCUGGCGGCCAAUAACGACGACUGCGCCAUCUGCUGGGACUCCAUGCAGGCGGCGCGCAAGCUGCCCUGCGGGCACCUCUUCCACAACUCGUGCCUGCGGUCCUGGCUGGAGCAGGACACCUCGUGCCCCACCUGCCGCAUGUCGCUCAACAUCAGCGAGGGCGGGCGCGACCGCCAGAGGGAGCCGCUGGACGACAACAUGGGCCCCGGGCCGGGGGCCGAGGCCCGGCCCCACCUCAACCACCACAACCACUUCUUCCACUUCGACGGUUCCCGCAUUGCCAGCUGGCUGCCCAGUUUCUCGGUGGAAGUCAUGCACACCACAAACAUCAUGGGGAUAGCGCAGGCCAACAACUCCCAGCUCAAUGCUAUGGCCCAUCAGAUCCAGGAGAUGUUCCCGCAGGUGCCCUACCACCUGGUGCUGCAGGACCUCCAGCUGACGCGCUCCGUGGAGAUCACCACCGACAACAUCCUGGAGGGCCGAAUCCAGGUCCCCUUCCAGCCCACCGAGCGCCCCACCUUGCUGGGGGGCCCCGCUGCGGACGAGCCGGCAGGAGCCAGCGGGGGUGCGGAGGCCACACCCGGAGAGCCGGAGGACUUUGAGGUCAGGGGCAGCCGCUUCUCCAAGUCGGCCGAGGAGAGGCAGAGGAUGCUCCUGCAGAGGAAGGAGGAGCUGCUGCAGCAAGCACGCAGACGCUAUCUGAGCCGGAGCCCGGAGGAGGAAGAGGAGGAGAUGGACGACGAGGAGGACGACGACGGGCCGCCCUCUCUGGAGGAGGACGGCCCCGCCUCGGACUCGAUGACGCUGCGUCGGCGGAUGCUGGCCGCCGCGGCCGAACGGCGGAUGCAGAGGCAGUGGGACCCCGCCCCGUGAGGUCGGGCCCGGGAACGGGCCCGGCCCCCUCCCCCUUUCCCUUUGUGUCCGUAAGCCCGGACGGACCCCGCCUUUCCCCCCCUCCCUCCUGUCCCUCUCGCCCCACCUGGAGUUCCAUCUUAGAAUCGCUGAGCGAGAAGGAAAAUUAGUCUCGGUUUUCCAGCGUUGUCAAAUCUGCAGAGAAAGCGAACGCUUCGCGAGCAUGGAAUUUGGCUGAGCUGACUCUGCCGCGUGGUGUUUUACGUUGCCUUAGGAAGAAGAGACCUUUUUUUCGCGAAGGACUUGCGUAUGUCAUAGAGGUCAAAGCUUUAAUCCGUUUCUCUCCCUGACUAGAAACCGCACAGCAUUCAAAUCUACGGUUUCACAGCAUCUGAAAUUAUUAUGAGAGAACCCGCUGAAGUCUCAGUGUCGUUUCCGAUGGUGUUUUGAGCUUCGUUUCUGAUUUGAUUCGUCUGCAAGGCUUCACGUUGGCGAGAGGCGAACGAUUCCCGACCGCUUUUCGAGCUCAGAGCGGACGUUCUCCUUUUCGUCUGGAGUUCUCGCGUCUGUGAAGGGCGCGGGGUUUGAACCGUGCCCGUAGCGGCUCGAGUUUACUCGAAACAAACGCGUGCUCAGUUUGCACGAGCAUCGCGGCAUGCUGGCGGUAUGAGCGCGAACGUACUCGUUUGGCUUCAGGUUUUGUAUUUACGUGUUGUAUUAACAGGAAAAAUAACCGACGGAGAAGAUAAAAUGUGUUACUCGUUUUAGUUCAGGUUGAAGAGUUUUAGCAGUGACUUUGGGAAAAGCUGGAUGAAAUUUUGUUUCGUAUUAACUGUUGAGCGAGAACAUGCUUAAUACAUUUCAACUGGACCGGUCCCAGAGCAACAUUUCAUGUCAGCUGCGUGUGCGUCCUUGCCUGCCUGCUUGCGUGUAUGUGUGCGAGCGCGAGCGUGAGUGUGCGUGUGUAUGUGUGAGUGUGUGUGUGUAUAUAAUGUAAUUUAUAUGUGUAAAAAUAUACAUGUAUACACACACUUGUGUUUGAAGAUCAUUCUUACAGUUCUGCCUUUUAACAAGAGUGAAAUGGAACUGUAUUUACAGUGCAGUAGUCAGUAUUCAGUAUAUUUCCUGUUUAUAUUUUUAAAUCUAUGAGUGAGCUUCACCCUGCUUAUAAAGAAGUUACCAUGAUUAAAACAUGGUGUGAGUCAGAUUUUGAGUAUUGGGAUCCUUUCGUGGUCCAUUGGAGUAUAGAUCUUUUUUUCCUGUUAGUCCGGCGCAACGAUGAUUCUCGUCCUGCUGGCCUUCCUGUUGUGGUGUAGGUUCCGGUUCUAAUGGUUCCCAUUACCGUUUGAAUACUCGGAGAGCAGAGCUGUUUUCCUUUGCUCUGGAGCAGUGGUGACCAACCCUGCUCCUGGAGAUCUACCAUCCUGUGGAUUUUCACUCCAGCCCUAACAAAGCGCAAUUCAUUCAACAGCUAGAGAGCUUGUUGAGCUACCAAUUAGUAGAGUCAGGUGUGCCAAAUCAGGGUUGAAGUGAAAACCAACAGGACGGUAGACCUCCAGGAGCAGAGUUGAUUACCACUGCUCUAGAGAACACCGGUUUUAGGAUUUGAGUGGUUUUCGUACUUUGCCAUUUUUACAAACUCUAGGCAGACUCGUUUUUAUAUGGUAGUCACCUCACCAGCAGUCUGCAAGUGAUUCUUUCCGUUAUAGCCUGCCACAAGGUAGCAGUGCCCCCCCCCCCACCCCACCAAAAUAGUUUAAUAAGCUACAUCAGUCUAAAUCAUUGUUGUAUCCAUAUAGGCUAACUCUGAAAAGAUUUAGGUACUUGUUUGCUGUUACAAAAAGACCAUCUCAAGACUCGUGUGGCUUGUGAAACUUUUGCUACCGCUGAUUGUCUGGUCUGCCAAGCUAAGUGGCAGCAUCUAGAGCCAGGAUGUUACGCAAUCACUGAUAUUGUAUAAAACAUUUUGUUUUUAUUUUUCAAUUUUUUUAUUUUCUUAGGGUGAGGGGCAGUUGGCAGUAUACAAUAAAUAUGAUUAAUUUAUUAAAUCGGUUCAUUGUAGUGGUUCGGGGGAGGUUUUGUUUUAAUGUAUUGUAACAUAUGCUUAGGCUUAUCAGGAUUUAGGUUUUAUCAGCCUACUGUCUCACAUGCAAGACACAACAGGUAAAAAAUUUAAAUCAAUAAAUUUCAGUCAUUGCUCAGCUGAUAGCAUCAUGUGAAUGGAAAGAAGUUCUUAACUAUUGGUCUUUAACUUUUGAAAUUACUUUAGUCAGUGAUUUAUACAUCAUUUGACCAAGUGGAAUUGUUUGAACUCUGGAAUUAUUUGAACUCUGGGCAAGUAUUGCUUAAGAUUUAGACGUACAAUUGCGACGGUUGCCCUGUUUUAUCUGUUUAAGGAAUACUCCGUUUUUAAAAUUUGUGCAAGAUUAUGAUUCGUUAUUUAUAUUAUCGGUUAUUUAUAGGAGCCUGAUUGUAUGGCAUAAUCCUGAAGAUGAGCACCCGAUAAAUCUCAAAAUAUCAAGAAUGAAAUAUGAUUGGUGAAAUCGAAGCAAAACCUGUAUCCUUGUAAGCCUAUUCAUGAUAAAAAUGUAUUUAGUUUAAGUGAGCCAUUUUUGUUCAGUUGCACAUUUUCAUCUGUAACAUUUUAAGAGGUUAGUCGUGCAUGUUGAGUUGAUUAUGUUGUUGUAUUGGGAGAGGGGAAGGAUGCAAUCUUACCCUCCCCUCCCCUGAGAGCCAAUAAUCAAUUUAAAAAAAAAACAGUGGGGGGCAAUGGUGUAGCAAGUGUGGUCCUAUUCGGCAAGAGCGAACUCCGUGCAGUCAACCAACUGCGAGGCCUGCGUGCACACAAGCAGUCUGGAAUUCAGGUCUCGCAUACAGUACCCCGCUUCCCUCAACACCUUUCAUAUUGAGGUGUCACUGGGAACGAAGCGGCUGCUUGGCACACACAAAACGGUCCCCCAUAUUGGUCACAUGUAGCACUUGAUAUGACUCUUGAUAUAAAACCGGAUAUCAGGAACUGUGUAUACCAGUACCAUUAGUGCUUGAUUCAGUUGCAUUGCAAUAUGUGUGCAGUUUGUAUUUUUUGAACACAUUAUUGUUUUGGGAAUUUUGUAGGUUUGACUAUGCACAUACCCAGAUUGAGAAGCUUUGGGGUGGGAGCGUGGGGGGUGGUGGUAAAUUUCAUGAAUGACUUUGCAUGUUACACGUAUUUCCAAGGAGCUUUCUGCAGACACAUGAUUUGUCGGUCUUAACCGUGUCUGUAAACAAUGGGAUUGUAAGGCAGUCUCUGUUCUUUGGUUGCAUGGUCACACCUCUAAACAGUAUUUAUUCACCUUGCAAUAUCAUUAAUGUCCACCAGAUCUGAACCUCCUUCAUUUUGAAUAUUAAGAGUGCGCUUUGGUUUCAUACCUGUAACAAUUAAUAUACAAAUUUGAGUAAUUUAUCGGAUCGCUUUUUAUACACACAAAUCAUUUUGUGCCUCUAUUCAGUAGUGGAUGAAUGACUGAUUUUGUAAAUAAUUUUGUAAUGAAGACUGUAUUAUAGAUGUGAAAUUACUGUACAAAAUAAAACUGAGCUACUAUAGAAGCUUUUAAGCAUA
Anguilla rostrata (American eel) is the source of this 6617-nucleotide messenger RNA. RefSeq names its product E3 ubiquitin-protein ligase AMFR-like. Gene Ontology annotation, biological process: protein K48-linked ubiquitination; ubiquitin-dependent protein catabolic process; endoplasmic reticulum unfolded protein response. Gene Ontology annotation, cellular component: endoplasmic reticulum; cytosol; ubiquitin ligase complex. The record is from RefSeq and is a predicted model, not a curated record. Lineage: Eukaryota; Metazoa; Chordata; Actinopteri; Anguilliformes; Anguillidae. Gene Ontology annotation, molecular function: ubiquitin protein ligase activity; ubiquitin binding.